Messenger RNA from Gallus gallus (chicken), 1703 nucleotides. RefSeq names its product GAR1 ribonucleoprotein (gene GAR1). The transcript is spliced from 7 exons. Gene Ontology annotation, molecular function: box H/ACA snoRNA binding. Lineage: Eukaryota; Metazoa; Chordata; Aves; Galliformes; Phasianidae. Gene Ontology annotation, cellular component: box H/ACA snoRNP complex. The coding region runs from base 282 to 968 and encodes 228 amino acids. The record is from RefSeq and is a predicted model, not a curated record. Gene Ontology annotation, biological process: ribosome biogenesis; snoRNA guided rRNA pseudouridine synthesis.
GGGCGGCGGCGGCGGCGCUCGCAUGGAAGCUGGGUACGCACGUGUGAGGGGUUAGGGCUCGUGGCGCGGGUUGGGGCGUGCGUGGACGGUCGUUAGGGCGGUUAGAGCUGUUGGUCUGCCCUCAGGGCUCGGCGCCGCAUUCAGAGAGGCCGCCCCGUGGGAAGCUGGUGGCCCGGCGCCUCUCCGCGGGGUUGGGUCUGUGGAGCGUGGUGCUCAACCCUGAUACGGCCGGUCCCUCCCGGAUAGGCAUUGCCGUAGAAUCGUUAAGGAGGCAGUAGAGAAUGUCCUUUCGUGGAAGAGGAGGUGGUGGCGGAGGACGAGGAGGUGGCGGAAGAGGAGGAGGUGGCUUUAAUCGUGGAGGAGGUGGCGGUGACAGAGGCGGCUUUAAUCGUGGUGGACGAGGUGGCUUUGGACGGGGAGGUGGACGAGGAGGCUUCAACAGAGGCGGAUAUGACCAGGGCCCUCCGGAGAGGGUAGUUUUACUGGGGGAGUUCAUGCAUCCGUGUGAAGAUGAUCUCGUUUGUAAAUGUAAAACAGAAGAAAACAAAGUGCCUUAUUUCAACGCACCAGUAUACUUGGAUAAUAAGGAACAGAUUGGCAAAGUGGAUGAAAUCUUUGGGCAGCUACGAGACUUUUAUUUUUCAGUGAAGCUGUCUGAGAACAUGAGAGCCUCUUCAUUCAAAAAAAUGCAAAAGUUUUACAUUGAUCCAGCAAAACUGCUCCCCCUUCAGAGAUUUUUACCAAGGCCUCCUGGAGAAAAAGGUGCUCCUCGAGGAGGUGGUAGAGGAGGACGUGGCGGAGGACGUGGAGGAGGAAGAGGUGGUGGUAGAGGAGGAUUCGGAGGAGGAAGAGGUGGGGGAAGAGGAGGAGGAGGAGGAUUCAGAGGAGGUGGAGGAAGAGGCGGGGGAGGAGGAGGAUUCAGAGGAGGAAGAGGAGGUGGAGGAGGUUUUAGAGGGAGCGGACAUUAAAAAUGGAGCAAUGAGAAUCUUCCUGCUGACUUACCGUGUUAUCUGCAGUAGUGAAGAGCAAGAAAAAAAAACUAUGAAAGACCACGAAAAAGUUGUUUGUAAAGAACUGGAAGCUAUGAAAUGACAGUUAAUGACUGUUUGUCAAUGCAUGAACAGAGUACGUAGCCCUUGGCGAAGAACGGAGGAAUGCUCAGAACAUACUUGAACUUUUUUAACUAAGACAAGGUUCAAUGUUAUUCUUAAAUUGUUUGUUUCUGGCAAAUGACUUUGUCAGUGCUUGACUUCAUGUUGGAGUCUGGAGUAAACCAUCAACUGAAACUUUUCUUUAUGAGAAACCCCUUUGGGUUCACUGCAUGCACAUUUGUCAGUAUGAACUUGUAACCUCUGUGUGACUUGGAUAAGAUCCCUUGUUCUCAUUGUUUUACAUGGAGACUUUUGGGUCACCCUAAAAAUGACGUGCAGUUUAAAUAACCUUUAUGGACCAUUUUUUACAAACUAAACUUCAGAUUUUUUUUGUCAUUAGAACUUUUUUUAAUGCAAAAUAAUAAAUAUGAGGAAAGGAAGAUAGCAAAGAAUAUUUUGUAGAUUCGUCUCUCUGAAUCUUAAUGAAAGCCAAAGGCAUUAAGACACAUUCUUAGAAGAUACUAUCUGAUGAGUAAUACAGAGUUAAUUCUAUUCCAAGGUCACCUCAUUGUAUCUAAUUUCACUGGUAAUAAAAUUGCUAAGAGUUUUUAA